Messenger RNA from Vicia faba (fava bean), 1218 nucleotides. Lineage: Eukaryota; Viridiplantae; Streptophyta; Magnoliopsida; Fabales; Fabaceae. The record is from the annotation of a GenBank genome assembly.
AUGGCAAGGAAGAGAAAGGUUUCUGAAGUAGUUGAAGAAGGAAGCAUGGUUUGGGAUGAAAUGAUGAAAGAAGCAGCAUCACUAGGAGGAGGUAGACGAGUCCGAAAGCGAUUCGUCGGUGUUCGACAAAGGCCUUCGGGUAGAUGGGUUGCUGAGAUUAAAGAUACCAUUCAAAAGAUAAGAGUUUGGUUAGGAACUUUUGACACUGCUGAAGAAGCUGCAAGAGCUUAUGAUGAGGCUGCAUGCUUGCUUCGCGGCGCGAAUACUCGCACCAAUUUCUGGCCUUGUUCUCAAUCUUCAACUACUCCUGCUCUUUCUUCAAAGAUCACUAAUCUCUUACUCCAAAGACUUAAAGAAAGGAACAUGAACAUGAACAUGAAUAACUCUUGUUCUUUGCCGAAAUACACUUCCUUGUUGGGGAGUUCUGAGGAGAGUCGGGAGCAACAACGAGUCAACGAGACGGAUAUACAACAAGUGGAGGAGGCCUAUGGAGAAGGAUCAAAACAUUUCACAAUUGAUCAAUUCACCGAUUUUCUCAACGAUCACGAAGAUUAUGGCGCAAGCAACCACGAAUUCAUCGAUAACACUGCUCAAUUCGACUACAUUUCGAGUAGUUUCGAAUCAUGUUUAACCGAAAACAAUAUCUGCAAAGGAAACGAGAACAUGAAUAUCAAUAUCGAAUACGACUCAAAAUCAAACAAUGUGACACAAACUUCAAGUGGUGAUAGCAAUUCAGAAGAUAGUGAAGAAGAAGGUAUUGUUGAUGUGCCCGAUUUUCGGUUUCUAGACGAUAUUGCACCAACUAGUUACUACUCACCUUUUGAGAUUGCUGAAGAAAUGGAAGAGAAAAUGGAGACAGAAGAUUUUAGUGAUGAGCCAUCAAUGAUAAGAGCUGUGAUGAAGAGAAUGAAAUAUGAGAGAAAAUUUUCAGCUUCUCUUUAUGCAUUCAAUGGAAUACCGGAAUGCUUGAAGUUGAAACUUGAAUCAGGAAACAAUAAUAAUGGAAGAGGAUUCAUUUCUGAACAAUUGAACAAUCUUAAGGAAUCAUGUAGCAAGAACAAGGUUGAGGUGGAUGAUGACAAAAAUGAACAAGUUUCAAUGGAGAUUCAACAAUCUUGUUCAUUGUCUAGGAAUGAUAGUGAUCUUGUCCUUUGGAAUUCACUUGAUCUUCCUCCUAUUUGUUUUGUUAACUUACUUGAAAAUGGUUCAUUUAAUUAG